AUGGCGGAGUAUGUCCAUCAGACCCUAGAGGAAAUGAUUCCCGAGCUAGAGGAGAUGAAUAAGCUCGGUUUGUUUUCUGUGAAAGAAACGAAGAUUAUACUAAAGAAUCGAGAAAACCAUGAGUACAAGCUGCGACAGUUGACAAAGACAAAAGCAAUGUUUCUGAACUAUAUAGAUUAUGAGAAGAAAGUUCUGGAGCUGUUGAAAAUCAGACGGAAGAAGCUCGGACUUGAUUCCAAGAAACGUGAUAUUGAAAAGUCCAUUGCUGAUCGUAUUCACAAGCUAUACAGGCUUAUGAUCACAAGAUUUCCGGAAGACGUGAGCUUGUGGGAGCAACAUAUUCAGCUCAGCAAGGAUCUGAAAGAGAAGGCUUAUGUGACCAGGUUGUACAAUCAAGUUUUGAAGAUACACUCGCACAGCCAAGAGCUCACAAGAGGCAAUGCCAACUCAGAAUUGGCCAGAGAGAUUCUUUUGAAGGGACAAAGAGUGAAUCCAGAAUCACAAGUUAUUAUCCUUGAGAUGUAUCGCAUGGAACUUGAACUGGCUAAGCAGAUUCUCAAGAGAAAAGCUGUUUUAGGAAUUGCCACCAGUGAGGCACAGCCACAGGCCAGCAAUGCUGAAGAAGAUAAAGUAACAGAAUUGAAAUUAGCUGAGAUUGUCUACAGGCAAGGAGUUGAACUUUUCCCUGAUAACCCAGAGUUUCACCUGAAACUGUUCAACAUUUGUUGUUUCUUCAAAGAAGCCGAGACACAACAGAAGCUGAUAAUGGCAGACUUGAAACGACUGUAUCCUGACACCCCUAUUGUGUGGAAUGCACUGGCCUUGAGUAACCUUCAGAAAUUUAAGAAACUAUCCCCAGUCCAGCGAAAGGAUGCAAUAGCCAAGUGCUUGGAUAUAUACUCUGAGGCUGUAGAGAGAGUACCUACGG
Molecule: messenger RNA, 928 nt
Organism: Candidula unifasciata
Lineage: Eukaryota; Metazoa; Mollusca; Gastropoda; Stylommatophora; Geomitridae
Source: the annotation of a GenBank genome assembly